Messenger RNA from Colletes gigas, 1603 nucleotides. It is a transcript of the gene kin17, whose product is annotated as DNA/RNA-binding protein KIN17. Gene Ontology annotation, cellular component: nucleus. The transcript is spliced from 2 exons. NCBI's taxonomy places the organism in Eukaryota, Metazoa, Arthropoda, Insecta, Hymenoptera, Colletidae. Gene Ontology annotation, biological process: DNA replication; DNA damage response. Gene Ontology annotation, molecular function: double-stranded DNA binding. The record is from RefSeq and is a predicted model, not a curated record. Bases 303 to 1493 code for a protein of 396 amino acids.
UGUGGAAGUUCGUCGUUACUAGUGUCGCCGUCGAUCAUCGAUGCACUCAAUUAUGACAAAUCUGGCCACACUGUGUACACAGUUUGGUUAGAAAUAAAAACAUUACGAACAAUUAAAUGGCAGUAAUACAGUCUUGUCGAAAGAAGAAGAAAAAAGUUUAAUGUCGCUAAAUUACGAUAUACGAUUCGUAACGUAAAGUUAUUAAUUGAAGAGAUAGUAUUUAUUGUUUAAUAAAAUUAAUUUGAGGUACUAUUUCAUCAACAUUAAAGGAGUGAUUUCUCAGUUCAUGCGUCUCUUUAACAAUGGGUAAACACGAAGUAGGAACACCAAAGUACAUAGCAAACAAAAUUAAAGCUAAGGGUUUGCAAAAAUUACGAUGGUAUUGUCAGAUGUGUCAAAAACAAUGCAGGGACGAAAAUGGAUUCAAGUGUCAUACUAUGUCAGAGUCUCAUCAUCGACAGCUUUUACUGUUUGCUGACAAUGCAAGUCGUUAUAUGGAUCAAUUUUCGAGGGAAUUCUCGCAUGGUUAUCUAAAUUUAUUAAAGAGACAGUUUGGCACCAGACGUGUGCCUGCUAAUCGUGUUUAUCAAGAAUAUAUCUCAGACAGAGGACAUAUACAUAUGAAUGCUACAAUUUGGAUUACUUUGACUGCAUUUGUUAAAUGGCUCGGACGUUCUGGACAAUGCGUUGUCGAUGAAACAGAAAAGGGUUGGUAUGUAACAUAUAUUGACAGAGAUCCAGAAACAUUGGCAGCUCAAGAAAAGAAAGCAAAGAAGCAAAAAAUGGAUAAAGAUGAUGAAGAACGUAUGAUGGAGUUUAUAGAAAAACAAGUAGAGAAGGGUCACCAAGAAGGCAAUGAACAAAUGGAGACUUUUAAAGAACCACUGAAGCGAACAGAUCCUGAUGCACCUCUAAUUCUUGAAAUGAAGAUAAACAAGAAACCAAAGCUACUUCCCAUUGUCAUAAAAUCGGAAAGGGUUGAAGAUGAAGGUUCUAAUACCAUUAUAUCAAGUUCUAUAAUUUCUGGUAUAAAACAAGAAAAAUUAAGUGAUAAGUAUAUAGAACCAGACACAAGUUUGACAAAUAAAGGAAUAAAACGUAAAUCUAAACGCAUAGAUGAUGACAGUAAUGUAGAAGGUUGGUUAAGGGAAGGUUUAAUGGUGAAAAUAAUUACAAAAAAUCUUGGUGAAAAAUAUUAUAAAGCUAAAGGAGUCAUUCAGUCUGUGGAGAACUCUAACUUUGUUGGGAAGGUAAAAUUAAAAUCGCCCAAGGAAGUUGAGAAUCAUGUUGUAAAGAUUGAUCAGGAAUAUUUAGAGACAGUAAUACCUGCAAUUGGAAAAGAAGUCAUGAUUCUGUGGGGGAAAUACAAAGGCAUGAAAGGAAUAGUGCACAAACUUCAUAUAGGAAAUUAUAGUAUAGAUAUAGAACUUGUAAAAGAUAGGUCUGUUAAAAAAGAGCUACCGUAUGAACAAGUGUGUAAAUAUGUGACAUGAUCGUUUGCGCGUGAGGCUGAAAAUUGUAUAUUUGUCCGCAUCUCUUAAUAAGAUACUUUAAAUAAAUAAAAUAUAAUUAUUUUUAAGUACCCUGUAUUUUAACCUUUACU